This is a messenger RNA of Juglans microcarpa x Juglans regia, 714 nucleotides long. RefSeq lists its product as uncharacterized. The record is from RefSeq and is a predicted model, not a curated record. The coding region runs from base 1 to 714 and encodes 237 amino acids. The transcript is spliced from 2 exons. NCBI's taxonomy places the organism in Eukaryota, Viridiplantae, Streptophyta, Magnoliopsida, Fagales, Juglandaceae.
AUGGAGGAGGAACUCACACAACGAUGGGGAACAUUGAAUCCUAUAGAGGAAGAACAACAUGAACUGCUCUUACCAGAGGAAGAUGUUCUAUCUACCAAGCUCAGAGGCAGCCACUGCCUCUUUGCAUUCAUUCUAACCGACAAAAAUGCAAACCGAGAGGCUUUCAAGUCAACUAUGGCGAAGGUGUGGAAUCUAGCAGUGCACAACCUUCCAUUUACGAGCAUGAAUGAGCAUCUGGGGAAAAAGAUAGGUGCAGCCAUUGGAAAGGUACACACAGUUGAAAUAGACGACCGAGGUUGUGGUUGGGGGAGUUAUCUGAGCAUUAGAGUGGAAGUGAACGUUAACAAACCUCUGUUACGAGGCAAGAUGAUAAACCUCGGAGGUAAAAAAUGCUGGACUUAUUUUAAGUAUGAAAGACUAACAAACUUUUGCUUCAAAUGCGGCCUGUUGAAACAUGCAAAUGGGAAAUGUCCAAGUUUUAACCUAGUCUCUCAGUCCAAAGAACAACACGAGCAAUGGUUGAGAGCAGCUUCUAGUUUCCCUCAACCUGUCUCAGGGAAGAUGUAUGGUGGAUCACCGAUGUCCCCUUCCAAUCGGCCGCCUCGCAGGGAGCCAGCAGAGGUGGCAGGUGACGGGAAGGUGGUGGUUGAGAAGUCACAGUCAGUUGCAGAGGUCAAGUCUUCAAGUCAGAACAAUACAGCUUUCCACCAGUAG